AUGAGCUGUGAGGGAGGAGUAAAACAAAAUAAAAAAGUAAAAUAGUUCAGACCAGCUGCAGAUCUACUCUGACAGAAGACAGGCUCUCGCACAAUGGGGACUGAUAACGCCUCAGAACGUCCCUUAUCAGGACCAGAAUUGGCUGAAAAACAUGUGCAAACAUUCUCGUUGGUCAUCUACUGCGUGAUUAUUGUGGUUGGGACAGUAGGCAAUGGUCUGGUCAUCUACGUGACGGGCUUCAAGAUGAAGAAAACUGUCAACUCGGUGUGGUUUUUUAAUCUGGCUCUGGCGGACUUCCUCUUCACGGCCUUCCUUAUUUUUUCAGCGGUCUCUCUCUCACAGCAGCACCAGUGGCCCUUUGGAAACUUUAUGUGCAAACUCAAUGCUUUUGUGAGCUUAGUCAACAUGUUUGCCAGUGUCUUUUUUCUGGCAGCCAUAAGUUUGGAUCGUUGUUUGUCCAUCUUGGUGGUGGUGUGGGCACAAAACAAACGCACCGUCUGUAAAGCUCAAGUCAUGAGUGCUGUAAUCUGGUUGGCUGCAGGUAUUUGCAGCACACCUUAUGCCUACUUCCGUACUGUGAAAGAGUAUGAAAACAUAACCUACUGCACUUAUAAACAACCCAUGUCAAAAGAACAAAAAUUGAGUCUCAGUAUUUUCCGCUUUCUUAUGGGCUUUCUCUUUCCAUUCCUGACAAUACUUUUCUCCUAUGUGGCCAUAGCCAUACGUUCCAGACGUGCGCAGCGGACAAGAAAGCGGAGAUUUCAUCGCAUCAUUUUUGCUAUCAUUUUUGCAUUCUUCAUCUGCUGGUUACCCUUUCAUGUUUUGAAUUUCAUAGAAUUAACAGUCAAAUAUUACCCAAAUAUCUGGAUCGUUCGGAUUGGAGGUCCUUUAACUGUAUCCCUUGCCUUCAUGAACAGCUGUCUGAACCCCAUCCUGUAUGUUUUCAUGUGUGAUGAGUUCCAGAAGAAGCUCAAACAGUCCAUAUGCUUUGUUCUAGAGAGCGCUCUGGCAGAGGACCAUUUAAGUUUCAUGUCAUCUCGCUCUCUGACAUCCCAGUUGUCACGUAUUUCUCAGAAGUCAGAUGCAGAAAAGAAACACAUGGACACAUUGAUUUCCACAGAGAGCAGAGGGGUCUAGAGUGAAAGCAAGAAAACACCCACAAAUUACCAUUAGAGCUAUUGUUGUUUUAUUUUAUUUUUUAACAAAACAUUGUAGAAUUUGCAAGAAAAUACAUUUUAAAAACCCUAGAUAAACAUUACAUCCAUUAAAUUAGAUUAAUAUAGGCAAUGCUGUAAAUCUCCAAUCUGUGGAGAGAAAUCCAAAUAAUAUCUUCUACUUUAAGUGCUUUUCAUUUUAUUUUUAAUGAUAUGGCUUAAUACCUUUUGUUUGACACUUUUGACAAUCACUCGUUGUACUCUAUGUUUAUUUUGAGAUACAGAGUAAUGUACUAUACAAUAUUGUAAUCUAUCUCAAUCUAUGUCAAUGUGCUGCAGUGCUGUUCAAGUUGGACUCAUUCAAAUGCUGCAGGUAAUCAGAGUAAAUAUUGAAAUAUUAUUUUUUCUUUAUGUUUGUACAUUAAAGUUACAUUUUCAAAGAUAGUCUGAUCUGAAUAAACUGCUUGACUGCAAAAUCAUAUUAGUUUAAUCUUUUUUAUACUGAUGUAUCAGAUUGUGCAUAGAGUGCAUAGAAAUUUGUAUAAAAGCUUUUUUGAUACUUUCAGCUAAAUACAGUUACGUUUGAAGGCUCAGAUAAAUGUGUUAAUAAACAACUAGUAGAUUACUUGGAAAAACAUGAUGCACCCUUUUUCAGUUUAAAGAUUGGAAGACAGAGAGAAUGCCAGAGCAUAUGCAGCAUAUAAAAGAUGAUCUGAUUUACCAAGUUCUAAGCUUAUGUAGAUUUAACCUCAGUUUUGUGACAAGUAUACUCCAAUAAAAUUAUUUUAUGAAACAAAUAUGAAGUCUAAAAUUUAAAUGCUUGGGACAAACUGAACAUAUCUUCAAAGCCCUAAAAACAUAUAACAUAUCCUAACCCGAAGAUUGUUUUGACUGUGUGCACCAGUCCAGUUUGUUGUCAAGAUGGCCCCUGAAUAUUUGUAGGUCUGUACUGCUCAUAUCUUGCAUAUAUUAUUGCUGAAUGCUAACAGGGUGGCUAUACUGAAAGUCUGCCACCAUCUCCUCGCUUUUUAAUGUGUUCAGACGGAGAGAGUUGGCGAAA
This is a messenger RNA of Fundulus heteroclitus (mummichog), 2214 nucleotides long. Its product is annotated as chemokine-like receptor 1. The record is from RefSeq and is a predicted model, not a curated record. Gene Ontology annotation, molecular function: complement receptor activity; G protein-coupled receptor activity. Bases 94 to 1137 code for a protein of 347 amino acids. NCBI's taxonomy places the organism in Eukaryota, Metazoa, Chordata, Actinopteri, Cyprinodontiformes, Fundulidae. The transcript is spliced from 2 exons. Gene Ontology annotation, cellular component: plasma membrane. Gene Ontology annotation, biological process: phospholipase C-activating G protein-coupled receptor signaling pathway; complement receptor mediated signaling pathway; positive regulation of cytosolic calcium ion concentration.